Messenger RNA from Gryllus bimaculatus (two-spotted cricket), 3829 nucleotides. NCBI's taxonomy places the organism in Eukaryota, Metazoa, Arthropoda, Insecta, Orthoptera, Gryllidae. The record is from the annotation of a GenBank genome assembly.
AUGAGCAGCGUGGGGGUGGCGCGGGUUGAGCGUCGCGAUCGCCUCUGCUUCCCCGGGGCGGUCGAGUCGAGUCGAGUCGAGCGGCGGCGGCGGAGGCGGCGGUGGAACAGGAGGAGGAGAAGGAGGCGCGGGAGGCGGCGGCGGGGGCGGCGGCGACGCGCGCGGCUGGGGGCGCCUCUAACGGUGGCUUUGUCUCCCCAGAGCGGCGGUGGCGGAGGAGGCGACAACGCGGGACGCGCCAACGGGCACCCCGGAGACAACCCGUUCUACAGCAACAUCGACAGCAUGCCGGACAUCCGGCCGCGCCGCAAGUCCAUCCCGCUCGUGUCGGAGCUGACCAUGGCCGCCACCAAACGCAACGCGGGACUCACAUCUGCCGUGCCGCGCGCCACGCUCAACGACGAGGAACUGAAGAUGCACGUGUACAAGAAGACGCUGCAAGCGCUCAUCUACCCCAUCUCGUCGACGACGCCGCACAACUUCGUGCUGUGGACGGCGACGUCGCCCACCUACUGCUACGAGUGCGAGGGGCUGCUGUGGGGCAUCGCGCGGCAGGGCGUGCGCUGCACGGAGUGCGGCGUCAAGUGCCACGAAAAGUGCAAGGACCUGCUCAACGCCGACUGCCUGCAGCGCGCCGCCGAGAAGAGUUCGAAGCACGGCGCGGAGGACAAGGCGAACAGCAUCAUCACGGCCAUGAAGGAGCGCAUGAAGCAGCGCGAACGCGAGAAGCCGGAGAUCUUCGAGCUGAUCAUGAUCUGCGCGCAAGGCCUCAUCGCCAAGGACAAGAGCGGCACCAGCGACCCCUACGUCACCGUGCAGGUGGGCAAGGUGAAGAAGCGGACGCGCACCAUGCCCCAGGAGCUCAACCCCGUGUGGAACGAGAAGUUCUACUUCGAGUGCCACAACUCGUCGGACCGCAUCAAAGUACGAGUAUGGGACGAAGACAACGACCUCAAGUCCAAGCUGCGUCAGAAGCUGACGCGAGAGUCAGACGACUUCUUGGGGCAGACCAUCAUCGAGAAGCGCACAGACAAGUCGGCGGUGUCGGGCGCCAUCCGGCUGCACAUCAGCGUGGAGAUCAAGGGCGAGGAGAAGGUGGCGCCGUACCACGUGCAGUACACGUGCCUGCACGAGAACCUCUUCCACUCGCUGUGCGAGGACAACUCGGGCGUGGUCACGCUGCCGGCCGCCAAGGGCGACGACGCCUGGAAAGUGUACUUCGACCCGGCGGCCGAAGAGAUCGUGGAUGAGUUCGCCAUGCGCUACGGCAUCGAGUCCAUCUACCAGGCCAAUGACGCCACUUCACUGCUGUCCACCAAGUUACCUGUGCCCCCGGCGUUGCCCGCUGUCAUGAGCACGCUGCUGGGCAACAUCAACGCCUACUACGCGCACAGGUCCACCGGCCUCGGGUCCGCCGUGUCCGGCCAGCGACCGGCUUCGCCGCCUCCAACUUCCGGGAAGGAGAAGUUCGUGAAGCUGCUGGACCAGCUGCACAACUCCCUGCGCAUCGACCUGUCCAUGUACCGCAACAACUUCCCCGCGUCCAGCCAGGAGAAGCUGAUGGACCUCAAGUCCACGGUGGACCUGCUCACCUCCAUCACCUUCUUCCGCAUGAAGGUGCAGGAGCUGAGCUCUCCGCCGCGCGCCUCGACCGUCGUCAAGGACUGCGUCAAGGCGUGCCUGCGCUCCACCUACCAGUUUCUCUUCGAGAACUGCUACGACCUGUACAACCGCGAGUUCCAGGUGGACCCCAACGAGGCGAAGCGCGAGCAGGAGGACCACGGGCCGCGCCUCGACUCGCUCGACUUCUGGCACAAGCUCAUCGCGCUCAUCGUGUCCGUCAUCGAGGAGGACCGCAACAGCUACGCGCCCGUGCUCAACCAGUUCCCCCAGGAGCUCAACAUCGGCCAGCUGUCCGCCGCCACCAUGUGGAGCUUGUUCGCCGUCGACAUGAAGUACGCUCUGGAGGAGCACGAGACCCAUCGCCUCUGCAAGUCGUCCGCCUACAUGAACCUGCACUUCAAGGUCAAGUGGCUGCACGCCAACUACGUGAAGAACGUGCCGCCCUACAAGGGCUCGGUGCCCGAGUACCCGGCGUGGUUCGAGCCCUUCGUCAUGCAGUGGCUCAACGAGAACGACGACGUGUCGCUCGAGUACCUGCACGGCGCCUUCACGCGCGACAAGAAGGACGGGCGCAGCAGCGAGCACGCGCUCUUCUCCAACUCGGUGGUGGACGUGUUCACGCAGCUCACGCAGUGCUUCGACGUCGUCUCCAAGCUCGAGUGCCCCGACCCGGAGAUCUGGAAGCGCUACAUGAAGCGCUUCGCCAAGACCAUCGUCAAGGUGCUGGUGGAGUACGCGGACAUCGUCAAGAAGGAGUUCCCCGUCCACCUCAAGGAAGAGCGAAUUGCGUGCAUCCUCAUGAACAACAUCCAGCAGCUGCGAGUGCAGCUGGAGAAGAUGUUCGAGGCGAUGGGAGGGGAGAAGCUGGAGGAGGACGCCGCCAACAUCCUCAAGGAGCUGCAGCAGAACCUCAACAACGCGCUGGACGACCUCGCUAUGCAGUUCGCCACCAGCCUGGAGCCGCGCAUCACGCAGAGCGUGCGGGAGCUGGGCGACCUGUUGCUGGCCAUCAAGGGCGGCGGGCAGGUGACGCUGAACCAGCCGUCGCAGCGCAACGCCGUGGCCGCCGAGGCCGACGAGGUGCUGCGCCCGCUCAUGGAUCUGCUGGACGGAUCGUUAUCGCUGUACGCACAAUCGUGCGAGAAGACGGUGCUCAAGCGGUUGCUGAAGGAGCUGUGGAAGAUCGUAAUGCGCAUCCUAGAGAAAACCGUGGUGCUUCCGCCAAUGACGGACAAGAGCAUGAUCCUGAAAAACCUGACAGACAACGCGAAAAAUCUCGCGGCGAACGCCAAGAUCGAAGACAUGGGCCGGCUCUUCAAGAACCACAUGGCGGGCAAGCAGGAUGUGAAGAACGCUCUCAGCGGAGUCAUGGACAUCUCGAAGGAGAUGGAGAAGAACCUGUCGCCGAAGCAGUGCGCGGUGCUCGACGUGGCGCUGGACACCAUCAAGCAGUACUUCCACGCGGGCGGCAACGGCCUCAAGAAGACCUUCCUGGAGAAGAGCCCCGAGCUGCAGUCGCUGCGCUACGCUCUCUCGCUCUACACGCAGACGACGGACACGCUCAUCAAGACGUUCGUCACGUCGCAGACCAACGAAGGCGACAUGAACCCCGACGAGGGCAGCGUGGGCGAGGUGUCCAUCCAGGUGGACCUCUUCACGCACCCGGGCACCGGGGAGCACAAAGUCACCGUCAAGGUGGUGGCGGCAAACGACCUCAAGUGGCCCACGGUCACCGGCAUGUUCCGCCCUUUCGUGGAGGUGAACCUGAUCGGGCCGCACCUGGCGGACAAGAAGCGCAAGUUCGCCACCAAGUCCAAGUCCAACAACUGGUCGCCCAAGUACAACGAGACCUUCCACUUCAUCAUCGGCAACGAGGAGCAGUUGGACUACUUCGAGCUGCACAUCUGCGUGAAGGACUACUGCUUCGCGCGCGACGACCGGCUGGUGGGCGUGGCGGUGAUGCAGCUCAAGGACAUCGUGGAGCGGGGGUCGUGCGCGUGCUGGCUGGGGCUGGGCAAGCGCAUCCAGAUGGACGAGACGGGCUGGACCAUCCUGCGCAUCCUGUCGCAGCGCUCCAACGACGAAGUGGCCAAGGAGUUCGUCAAGCUCAAGUCCGACAUCCGCACGGAGAACCCUCUGCCCAACCCUACUUGAAGGGCCAGCCCCCCGCCGCCGCCGCCGCCGCCGUCGCUGCCCACGCUGCCGC